AUGGGGGAUUUGGAAAAGCAAGCAGUGGUGAAUGGAGGGAAGGAGGAAGAAGAAGAGGAAAAGCUGUUAAUGGAAGGAAUGAGCGUAUUGGAUUUUGAUAUGUUGUGCUCUACUGUGGCUAUGCAAACACAAGGCAAAUAUUGGGCCAAACUUGAAAGCAGUGAAGAAGAAGAAGAUGAUCAUUUGAAUCAUUGUAAUAAUGGAGGUGGUGGUGGUGGUUUCAGGAUGUGGGAAGGUGAAGUUCUUGAUUGCUUUGAUGACCACCGCAUUGCCGUUGAAUCUCUUUGCUGUCCAUGCUGUAGAUUUGGAAAGAACAUGAGACGAGCUGGUUUUGGGUGUUGUUUUCUUCAGGGAAUUGUAUAUUACGUUCUUGCUUUCAGUGCCCUUCUCAACUUCGUUGCCUUUUUUGUGACAAAGCGACACUGCUUUCUGUAUUUAUCAGUUGCAUUUACCUUCUCUAUAGGAAUGUAUUUGGGUUUCUUCCGCACACAGACGAGAAAGAAAUUCAAUAUCAGGGGUAGUGAUAGUUCCUUGGAUGAUUGCUUCUACCAUCUGAUCUGCUCCUGCUGCACGUUAUCCCAGGAAUCCAGGACAUUGGAGAUGAACAAUGUCCAAGAUGGUACCUGGCAUGGUCGGGGUGAUACUAUAUGUGUAGGUAGUUAUAGUGAAGGAAACAAAGCGUUCCUGGAACUGAACCCGCCUCCCGCUGUUGCAACCAAGUCCCCUGACACUUGCAGCAUGCAAAAGAGUACUAAUCUCAGUGACCAAUCGGUUCGUAUACAGUCUGUGUCACCCAAUCUUGUUUAUGAGAAGCCAUCAGAGGGUAGCAUGGAGCUUUUCCUGCCUGUACUCAGACUGCUCCCUUUUCAAAUCGCGGGGAAGAUGACCUGCUUUAGACUAUCUGAUAAAGAAGUGUCUGCGGUCCAUGCAGACAAUGGAGACUUGCAUUUAACAAGUGUUGGGUUAUCGGUUACACCCUUGUUCUUAAUCUGCUUUGUUUAG
This is a messenger RNA of Dovyalis caffra, 1002 nucleotides long. Lineage: Eukaryota; Viridiplantae; Streptophyta; Magnoliopsida; Malpighiales; Salicaceae. The record is from the annotation of a GenBank genome assembly.